Molecule: messenger RNA, 548 nt
Organism: Scophthalmus maximus (turbot)
Lineage: Eukaryota; Metazoa; Chordata; Actinopteri; Pleuronectiformes; Scophthalmidae
Gene: rps17
Product: ribosomal protein S17
Exons: 5
Coding region: 102-506 (134 amino acids)
Biological process (GO): translation
Cellular component (GO): ribosome
Molecular function (GO): structural constituent of ribosome
Source: RefSeq, a predicted model, not a curated record
AGCGGUGUCGGCGCGGCCGUGGCUGUGACCGAGCAGCCCCGUAAGCUAUUUACUUCCGGUAUGACGCUGCGGUGCCCCUCUUCUUCCGGUCCGAGUCAACAAUGGGUCGAGUCAGGACCAAGACGGUCAAGAAGGCCGCGCGGGUCAUCAUCGAGAAGUACUACACGCGCCUGGGCAAUGACUUCCACGUCAACAAGAGGGUGUGCGAGGAGAUCGCCAUCAUCCCCAGCAAACCUCUGCGCAACAAGAUCGCAGGGUAUGUGACUCACCUGAUGAAGCGGAUCCAGCGCGGUCCAAUCAGAGGAAUCUCCAUCAAGCUGCAGGAGGAGGAGCGAGAGAGGAGGGACAACUACGUCCCAGACAUCUCUGCUCUUGACCAGGAGCUCAUCGAGGUGGAUCCAGACACAAAGGAAAUGCUCAAGAUGCUGGACUUCGGUGGCCUUUCCAACCUCCAGGUCACUCAGCCAACUAUUGGAAUGAACUUCAAAACACCCCGAGGAUUGUAGAGUCAUGUGUAACUGUCUAAAUAAAGUGAUUAUUAAUUAUCA